UUUUAUUUUUUGCAGCGUUUAAAUAUAUUUUUAAAUAAUAUAAAUUGGGUAUAGUUGAAUACAAAUGUAUUUAGAUGACUUAGAUAUCUACGAAGAUUUGGAUACGUUCCAGCAAGAUGAAGAAAAGAAAACCGCAGAACUUCUUUCACUGGAAGCAAAGUAUAAUGAUUCCCUAAAAACGAUUGAAACUUUGCAGUUGGAAAAUGCGGAUUUGAAAAAACAAAUAAGACGAAUAGGUAUCAAUUUUCAAAACUUGUUGGACACAGCAAAAGCAGAGAUCAAACGCAAGGACAAACAAAUCGAACAAUUACGCAAAGAGAAGGAUGAUAUCUGCUUCAGACGUAAGCAACCAAGAAGGGAAUAUACAGAUUGUGCAAGCACAUCACAAAACACAAAUACUUGGUUUAAAAACGAAACAGUCUUACCUACAGCAAAUACUAAUGAAAAUGUUGAAACCAUAGACAAUGAACAUCCGAGUGCAACCUCGUACAAUUCACGCGGUCGUGAAAUUACACAUAUAACCGAUGACUAUAAGAAACAAGAACGUCGCAAUGAAAGUUUGGAGCGUAAGUACGAUAGUGAUCCUCAGCGUGAAAAAUACAAUAGAAGCAAUAAACAAAGGGAACAGCAUGUGUCGAGAUACAAUGCGCGUAAUACGGAACGUGAUGGAAGUGUCCGAAACGCCACAAGAGAUUAUAGUCACAGUCAUGAUAACAGAACAGUGGAACGGGGUCAUAACAUUAAAAAUAAAUCUUUUAAGAGUGAAACUGAAAAAGAAUCAUAUAACAGUACAGACAAUGACAGACGACAACAUUCCUAUGAUAGAUUGGGCGGCCGUUCAAGAUAUCACGACAAAGAGGAAAAACCCAAAUAUGAAAGUUAUGAUGGUCGCCAUGACAGGCGGAGCGAUAGCAAAGAUGCAAGAAUCAGGUCUGAAAGUUCCGACGUGCGUCAUGAUAGGCGAAGUGAUAGCAGAGAUGCAAGAAUCAAGUCUGAAAAUUCUGACGUGCGUCAUGAUAGGCGAAGUGAUAGCAAGAGACAUCACGAGGAUGCAAAUAAAAAAUCUAAGGAUACGAAUGAGAAAGCGCGUGAUAAGGUUAUGAAUAUUAAUAGAAAUGAAAAUGUAACUUAUACAGUAGAUGGCCUUACACGAAGUAAAGAUAUUCAUGGGAAAGCACCGAAUCCUUUUAAAGAAGGAGGUAGGGAAGAUAAAUUAAGUCUAAAUCCCAAAUUUUGUGAAAGAACGCAUGAAGACACAAAGAAUAUGAAAAGAGAUCAGGGAGAUAAUUUUUUAGAUAAGCAUCUGCCAGCAUGCAAAGACUCACAAAGUCUUGAAAAAUUACUGGCAGAGCAAAAGCUAACCAAGGAAAAAUUAAUAGCGCUAGAAAAUGAGUUUUCUUGUAAAGAAACGGAUAAAAAUGCAAAUCGCUUGGUGAAGGCAGACGGUAUGACGACGCCAAAGAAAACAGCUUUGUUUGACGAACUUUUCGGAAACACACCCACUAAUGCGGGCGAUCUAAACAGUAAUGUGAUUGACUUUCGAAAGGAUAGCAGCAGUUCGGCAACAACCUCUCCCAGCAAUUAUACCGAUACCAGCGAACCGACAAUAAUAUCUUCCACAAUCAAUAGUAAGAAAACAGACACGAAUGACUAUUAUAUACCAAUAAAAGAAGAACAAAACAAGCAAAAUAAAAAUGAUGCAAAUCUUGUGACCAACAGCGAUAACGGUAGUUUGACAGGUAAGCCGCUUAUUGCCAGUCUCACUAGUGAAGAUCAAGCUGCAAAUGAGAAUUCAGCUAAAAAGCCGGUCACUGGUGUGAAAAGAAAUGAGGAAACUGUAGAUUAUGCCAAGAUAGCCACAAUUUUACUAUCAGAUGACGAGGAAGAGACUGAAAUUGAACAAGCAGCUGAAACACACAAAGUUGAAAUAUUAAAAAAUGAGCCAAAAUAUAAUGGAAAUAAAAUUAAUGGUGGCAUACAAAUUUUGUCGAACAUACGUCUACCCAAUAUUUAUGAGAUACGUGCACACCAAAGACGAUUGCGGGAACUCGCUGCAGCUAAAAAGCCCAAACGUGCUAAUAUAGUGGAAACAAGUAUAAAACCAAAUGCAGCACAAAAUAUAACAAAAGUGGUAGUACCAGUUUCGGAACUCGUUACCAAAGGCAUACAAAAGAAUUCGAUAACAACAUCUACCGCUGCAGAAAAUAAUGAAGGUAUUGAUUUGGAGGAGGAAAGCAUCGAAACAAAAAUUCAACAGGAUAAAAACUCCCCACAGUUGAGCGCUGGAAUUAGUGCUGAUACAAAUGAUAUUACACUAAAUAAUGAAACCACGACAGAAGUGAGUAGUUCAGACACAACUAAAAUUGUUGACCAGAAAAGCAUAGAAAACUUGAAUCUGGUGGAUGAAAAUGUUCCGCCGCGUUUGGAAGCGAACACAGGAGCUACGCAUAAUGAUAAGUCUGUUGCGGAUGAUGUUGUGUUGAAGGUUGCUACAUCGAAGCAAAUUAAAUCUGAUACGAUAGAAAUUAAGCGCCAAAAUAUAACUGAGGAAUCUAUAAGAUCAAGUAAUACUGAAAAAUCUGAACAGGUUAUAAAUGGAACAGAGGGUAUUAAUGAAAUAUUAACAAAAGCGAAAGUCGAGCAAAUAGCCAUUUCAGAAACCAUUUUAAAUAAUGCUAUUAGUGAUGUAUUGGAGACUGUUGAGCUUAUAGUCCAAAAUGAAACAAAAUCGCCACAAAUUGCAAUUAUAACGGAUAUAGAACUAGCUGUGAGUUCAGCAACUAAUAUCAACAAUGAAAAUAAUGAAUCUGGCGAUUUGCCUUUGAGCCACACUAUUGCGAACAACGAUAUGCCAGUUAUGGAUUUGUUGACAGAACUAUUACCAGACGACAGUGAACGGAAAAUAUCAAUGGUAAAAUGCUUAGAGAAUAUUAAAAAUUCACAAGAACUUGCUGAGGGCAACAACGAAAUUUCGCAGACCAGUAAGACGUCGGAAAAUAACGCAGGUAUGGCACUCGUAGAAGAAGAGUUACUUUGUGGUGAAAAUACGAACCAUCUAUUGCAAAAUAGUCCAAUGAAUAUUGAAGCAAAAGAAUCGUGCAAGCUAAAUGUAAUUGCUCAGCAAAAAGAAAUUACUGAAGUUAAAGAAAUUGAUGAGCAAAAAGUGGGUACUACAGACGAAGUGAAUAUGCAAGCAACUGAAAAACUGCUUGAAGCUGUGAAUACUGCAAAUGAAUCCACGAUCGAAGUAAAAGUUAUUUCAGAGACUGCUGAGAGUAACUGUGACUCAGUUUUAAGCGCAGAGAAGAGCGAAGAAAGCAAUCGUAAAACUCAUGAAGAUAAUACAGAGCAAAAACCAAUUGCACGAAGUGAGGUUGUCAUACAAAAAGUUGUCCCUGAGUCAGCAGCAUAUAAAUCGGAAGAAUUGCUUGUCUCUGCAGACACUACAAAUGUAAGUUUCAGUGAAAUUGAUGAUGGCAUAACGAAAUGCAGCGAAGUUAUGGUACCUGAUACCACAAACCGAAUUAUAAAUGAAACAGAAAGAAGUGUCGAUUGCAACAGGAACGUGGAACAUAGUGGUGCUAUUAUUGAUAAGUCAGAGAGUACAGAACCCAACGGUAUUUCUGAAGAAUCCGCAAUUGCAGAAAACGCGACUGAAAAUGGUAGUGGUCCUAUUAUAGAGAAGCCGGAGAGUGCAAAAUGUAACGGUAUUUCCGAAGAAUUCUCAGUUGCAGAAAGCAUCACAGAAAGUGAUAGUAGUCCUGUUAUUGAGAAAUCGGAGAGUUCAAAGCAUAACGGUAUUUCUGAAGAGUCCGCAAUAGCAAAAAGCACCACAGAAACUGGUAGUGGUCCUGUUAUUGAGAAAUCGGAGAGUACAAAAUCCACAAUAGCAGAAAGGCACAUAGGUGUUACUGAAGAAACCGCAAUUGCGGAAGGCUCAAUCGUUCUCGACGAAAGUGUGCUGCGUGAGACCGAAGCUGCGGUGUCCUAUUUAGUUAACAGCAUGGACAAGCUGACCAAUAGCUUUUUAGACGGAAAUGAAAAAAUAACGGAAGUUCAAAAAGUACCCUACAUAGAUACGAAGUGUGCGGUGGAAUCAAAAGUAGUUGAGAAACAAUCUAAGACAGUCGAUAACCAUCGAAAUAAAAAUCCAAAAAGCAAAGCGAAAGGACUUCCGGAUACCGUUAAUAAUUCACCCGAACGUAACGUGCUUAUUGAGAAUAUGAAGCGGUCCGAAGUUUUGUGGAAAUUUAAAAUACCUAAAAUUUCUGCGAAAAGGAAGAGAGAAGAGAGCGUCGAUGGCACUAGUGCGAAAGAGUGUAAGAACGCAGCGACUGACGUAGUUAAAAAACAGAAACUUUCUAUUAAAGCAGUAGAACCAAUAAUUCCAUAUAAGAAGAAGAAGAAUGAAAAGAUAAUACCAAAACAAGUGUCAGAGGAAACAAAGAUGCUUCAAAUCAAUGGGAACAUAGACAAGAAUCUGUUGGAAACGAAAACGUUAUUUGAGAACCAAAAGAAAAGUGAGCGUAUCAUAAAAGAAAUCGACAACUGGGCAAGGCGGAAGGUGGGUGAGACAACGGAAAUUUUCGAAACAGAAAAUCCAAUAGAAUAUGCGCAAGCACACAAAAUCUCCUGUGACGGAACUGUGAAAAAGGCACACAGCAAAGAUGAAAUAAGCACAAUACAAAAGACUGAUGAACACAAGGCACACAUAGAUAAAAAUAGUGAAAGUACUACGAAUGAUUCCGAAUGCGACAACGCAAAACAACGGGAUUACAAUAAGCUGCCAACAGAAGAGAGAGGUACUCGUGAGCGCAGUUGUGAGAAUACAGAUCAAACACAACUGUUAAAGGGACAGAACACAAAAAUUCAAGAACGCCGAAAGAGUCAACAAAAAGUAGAGCACGACGAACACUCACAAGGCACGAAACCUCGAAAUGGCAAACACGAUGUGGAAAUCCAUAAGGAAAAGAGUCAAAAAUGUGACGAAAUGGCAGAUAAAUGUGGGCAAAGGAUUGUUACAAAGGUUCAGCGUGGUGACCUAAAAACUCUAAAGGUAGAAAUUAUUGAAAAAGCAAAUAAUACCGUUAAAAAAUCAUUUGGAAGUCAUGAGUUAGAGGAGAAAUCUAAGAAUUCUUCCGACAGGAAUAUUCAAAACGAAGGUGCCAUUAAGAAAGCGCUUGAAAGUUUGAACAAUUCCACUACGGAGAACAUAACCGCUAAAUCACAGGUCGCAGUAGCUACAGUUGCCUGCAAAAUAAAUAAUGUAAAAUGUGAUAUUUCAAAAGAGUCAGCAGACGAGCUAAGCCGGAAGAAAACAAGCAAUAAAUUUUAUUCCGUUGCGAAGAAAAAAUCAACUGAGCAGAAAUUGAACGAAGAAGAGACUGAUAACCACGUGAAGCGCGUCAUAACCGACAUUGGUGGGGGUAAAAAAGAAAACGUACAAAAACUAACGAAAAAAGAACUUACUACUACCGAAGAGAUGCAAGUUGCAAGCGAUUCCCAUACAGAAACCACAAAUGAUCAUCAAAGAAUCGCAACCGAAUUCAACCAAACACCGAAGCGUCGGAAAACGAGUGAAAGUAGUGAUGAUGCGGAAGUUAUGUCCAAGUCGCAACGACGCAAACGGUUCAAAAUGCGUAUUGUAGAUAGCGAUGAUGAUGAAAAGUAUGCAAUUCACACGCCGCCUACUGCAGUGCCGGAACCAACAGAGUCGCUUGUUGAUGUGGCACGCAAAAAUCGAGAUAUUAUCGAUAUACUGCAAAAUGAUCGAGCCAAUGAAUCGAAUGACAAUCUGCCUGCGCCUCAAACACCGACCUCACUACCGAUGAACAUCAGUCAGGAUGCCGAAUAUGAAGAGAUCGAUUCGCGUAUGCAAUUAAUGUUCGCGUCGCCUAAAAUUGCAGACAAAACGUCGUCUAGAAAUUCGCUAGCAGUCGCCAAUCAGCUCAAGACUCAAUUACUGCAGUCUAGUUUGAAGGAUGGUGUAGUUGUAGCGGCUGUAACUGACACCGUUUCGUCCAAUAUUGCAGACGAAAGGACUCCUAACGACCAACUUGUGAUCGAAAACUCGAUUAAAUCUCAGCCACUUUUGGACGAUCGUGCAGUUGCAAUCGGACCAACUUCGUCCAAAUCUCCAAAUACAGCGUCGUCUGAACAUCCGGCUGUCGCGAAUCCGAUUAAAUCCCAACUAAUGCAGCAAGAUUUGGACGAUUGUGCAGUUGUAACGCACGUAAACGGUACCGAAGCACCAACCGGUAUUGACUUAGCUACCAACGUAAGACCCGCUGACUUCAAUAUUACGGACAAUUUCCUCAGCGACAUCAGCGCCAACACUUUCCUCGCAACCGAUAUGAAUGUAACCAUAGAAGAAACCAAUCAUACCAACACCUCGCUCAGCGACAGCAGUUUGAGUACGAAGCACAUUUCGCUCGGCUCGAGUGAUUACCGUUUUGAAAAGGUUUCGGAGAAUGUUGUAAACCUAUUUAUAACGCGUAAACGUCGCGGCAAGCGAAAGGCCACUGCCACAAUAACAACAAAUACAGUAACGGCAACUUAGCUUGUAAGCCCACCCCGAAUGUUGUAUAUUCGAAUAUAUAUACUAUAUAUAUAGUUACAAAAACUGAA
This is a messenger RNA of Bactrocera latifrons, 6627 nucleotides long. RefSeq lists its product as uncharacterized. Lineage: Eukaryota; Metazoa; Arthropoda; Insecta; Diptera; Tephritidae. The transcript has 6 exons. The record is from RefSeq and is a predicted model, not a curated record. Bases 65 to 6559 code for a protein of 2164 amino acids.